Messenger RNA from Otolemur garnettii (small-eared galago), 1864 nucleotides. RefSeq names its product formimidoyltransferase cyclodeaminase (gene FTCD). The coding region runs from base 42 to 1667 and encodes 541 amino acids. The record is from RefSeq and is a predicted model, not a curated record. The transcript has 14 exons. Gene Ontology annotation, molecular function: transferase activity; folic acid binding. Lineage: Eukaryota; Metazoa; Chordata; Mammalia; Primates; Galagidae.
UGUGCAGUGUGCCGAGAGGAGUGUCCGCAACAGGUGCUGCCAUGUCCCAGCUGGUGGAGUGUGUCCCCAACUUCUCAGAGGGAAAUAACCAGGAGGUGAUCAGUGCCAUCUCCCAGGCCAUCUCCCAGACCCCGGGCUGUGUGCUGCUGGAUGUGGACGCUGGCCCCUCCACUAACCGCACCGUGUACACCUUUGUGGGACCGCCAGACUGUGUGGUGGAGGGGGCCCUCAGUGCUGCUCGGGUGGCCUCACGACUCAUUGACAUGAGCAGGCACCGAGGGGAGCACCCACGCAUGGGGACCCUGGACGUCUGCCCCUUCAUCCCAGUGCGGGGUGUCAGCAUGGAUGAAUGUGUACUCUGUGCCCAGGCGUUUGGCCAGCGGCUGGCAGAGGAGCUGAAUGUGCCAGUGUACCUCUAUGGAGAGGCGGCACGUACGGCUGGGCGCAGGACCCUGCCUGCCAUCCGGGCAGGGGAGUACGAGGCCCUCCCUGAGAAGCUCAAGCAGGCCGAGUGGGCACCUGACUUUGGUCCCAGCUCCUUUGUCCCCAGCUGGGGGGCCACCGUCACGGGGGCACGGAAGUUCCUCAUUGCAUUCAACAUCAACCUGCUUAGCACCAAGGAGCAGGCCCACCGCAUCGCCCUCAACCUGCGGGAGCAGGGGCGCGGGAAGGACCAGCCAGGACGUCUGAAGAAGGUACAGGCCAUUGGCUGGUACCUGGAUGAGAAGAAGCUGGCACAGGUGUCCACAAAUCUCUUGGACUUUGAGGUAACAGCGCUGCACACGGUCUAUGAGGAGACCUGCCGAGAAGCGCAGGAGCUAUGCCUUCCCGUCGUGGGCUCGCAGCUUGUGGGCCUAGUGCCUCUGAAGGCCUUGCUGGAUGCAGCCACUUUCUACUGCAACAGAGAGGACCUCUUUGUCCUGGAGGAGGAGCAUCGUCUCCGGCUGGUAGUGAAUCGUCUGGGCCUGGACUCCCUGUGCCCCUUCCACCCUGAGGAGCGUGUCAUCGAAUACCUGGUGCCCACCCAUGGGCCAGAGCGCAGCCUGGUGGACCAACCCCUGCGCACCUUCGUCCGAGAGGUGGGCGGGCGCUCGGCGGCCCCCGGGGGAGGCUCAGUGGCUGCUGCUGUAGCGGCGCUGGGUGCAGCGCUAGGCUCUAUGGUCGGCCUGAUGAGCUACGGGCGCCGCCAGUUCGAGCACCUGGACGCGGCCAUGCGGCGACUGAUCCCGCCCUUCCAUAAGGCCGUGGCCGACCUGACUGCACUGGUGGACGCCGAUGCUCAGGCCUUUGCUGCUUACCUGGAGGCCAUGAAGCUGCCCAAGAACACACCUGAGGAAAGGGACAGGCGUGCGACUGCCCUGCAGGAGGGACUGCGGCGGGCAGUCUCUGUGCCCCUGGCUCUCGCAGAGACAGUGGCCUCACUGUGGCCGGCACUGCAGGAACUGGCUCUGUGUGGGAACCUGGCCUGCCGGUCGGACCUACAGGUGGCAGCCAAAGCUUUGGAGAUGGGUGUGUUUGGUGCAUAUUUCAACGUGCUCAUUAACCUGAGGGAUAUCACCGAUGAUGCCUUUAAGGACCAGACCCUCCAGCGCAUUUCCAGUCUUCUUCAGGAGGCCCAGACCCAGGCCACGCUGGCACUGGACCACCUAGAGGCUCGGCGGCAGUGACAGCCCGGGGAAGCCUCGCCAGGCUCUGCAGUUCCACAUGCCAAUGGAUGGGGUACAGCGGGGGCUCAGAGGAUAGAUGAGGUGGCCAAAGGGUAGGGGUGGGCAGUGGGGCCUGUCCUGGGCCUGGUGGUGCUGUAGGGCUGGCAUCCCCUCGAUAUCACCUGCAGCCCGCAGUAAAGUCUCCACACAAACCUGCA